CGGCCUCUCCCUUCCCAACUGACACAGAGCAGAUCGAGCGCCACCGUUGCAACAGGAAUGGAUCAUUUCGUUACCGACGAUGAGCACCAACGCGGCCAUGGCGACAGUGACGGCGACGCGGCGGAGUGGAAGAAGGUGGCGGAGCUGAGGGCCGUGGUCGAGGCCCAGGACCCCGCAGCCAAGGAGGAGGACGACUUUGCACUGCGGCGGUUCCUGCGUGCCCGGGACCACAACAUCGGCAAGGCGUCGACGAUGCUCCUCCAGUACCUCGCCUGGAAGCGUGUUGCCAAGCCUCGCGGCUCCAUCUCGGACGACGAGGUGCGUGGCGAGAUCGCAAAGGACAGGGUCCGCAUGCAGGGCUUCGACCGCCUCAACCGCCCCAUGGCAUAUCUCUAUGGCGCGCGCCAUUUCCCUGCCCAUCGUGACCUUGGCGAGUUCAAGCGCUACGUCGCCUAUGUCCUCGACAAAAUCUGCACUAGGUUGCCAGUGAGGCAGGAGAAGUUUGCGGUUUUGAUAGACAUGAAGGGGUGGGGGUAUGCGAAUUGUGACAUCCGGGGUUACGUGGCGGCAUUGGAAAUCAUGCAGGGCUAUUACCCGGAGCGCCUUGGCCGGGUGUUCCUGAUCCACGUGCCCUACAUGUUCAUGACGGCAUGGAAGAUGGUGUAUCCAUUCAUUGACGACCGGACCCGGAAGAAGUUUGUGUUUGUCGCCGAUAAGGACCUCAAAUCCACGCUCCAGGGCGCCAUUGAUGAGUCCCAGCUCCCCGAGGAGUACGGUGGCAAGUUGAAGCUUUAGGGCUACAACAAUUCACUGUAGUCCAAAUCCAUCCGAUGAUUGGACAAUGGUGAUCACUACCUGACAUACUCAAUUAAGGGUGCAUCAAAACUUCCACCACAGUCAACCUAAUAGAAGUGACAAUCCUUUUAAAGCGGGGGAUCGACUCCCCACGCUUACUAGACAUAAGGGACAUGUAGAGCUAUGCCAAAAAGGCUCACUGGUUUAAAGAUAAAGCAACGACCAUGAUACAAACGAAA
Triticum urartu is the source of this 1034-nucleotide messenger RNA. Its product is annotated as CRAL-TRIO domain-containing protein YKL091C. NCBI's taxonomy places the organism in Eukaryota, Viridiplantae, Streptophyta, Magnoliopsida, Poales, Poaceae. The record is from RefSeq and is a predicted model, not a curated record.